GGCUGGAUGCUAACAGAGAUUGGGUGGCCAUCUUGGAUUCCCAGACCCAGACCGGUCCAGCCAAAGGCCUAAGGGGCAACUUCACUGAUCAGGCCAGGACCAGAAGCGAUAUAAUAGAGGUCAGUGGAUUGGACAGCGUCUUCAACUCUCGUCUGGGGAACAACACUGUUAACCACAACCAGAAACUGACAGUCGAACACAAAACAACCGAAUUUAGUCUCCAUGACAACAUACUGGCUGAGACCAGGGCGAGACGUAGAUUUGGUCUGCAGGGUUGGGUAGGUGUCCGUAUGCAGCUGGAGAGAACAGACACAGACUCUGCUAGCGAUGCUCCAUCCUGCUCCUAUAGUUGUGAUUCAGAGAGACUGAUGGUGCCUCAGGUUAACCCCCUAACAGGUGCUGCCUUCAGCCUGCCUUCUAUAGGAUCUAUCAACUGGAACAUGGACCCUGCGACAACACAGACACUCCCUGGCGCUUGUCCUCCUCACACUCUCCUAAUGUUAAACCAGACCUCAGACAAUGCCAGUGCCUCAACACUAAAUGGCUACACAAGCCCAUUGACAAAUGACAGUAGUGGAGAUGGAAUCUGUAAAGCUGGCAGCGCCAAAGAGAAGCGCUUCCCAUGUUCAUUCUGUGGGAAAGCAUUCAGUUUUCCCAAACAGGUGGAGAUCCACCAGAGGAUGCACACUGGGGAGAAACCAUUCAACUGUACCCAGUGUCAAAUGCGCUUUGCCCGGGCUGGCCACCUGAAGAGCCAUCAGAGAGUCCACACAGGGGAGAAACCCUUCAGCUGCCCCCAGUGUGAGAAGAGGUUCUCCCACCAGCACCAGCUGAAGAGGCACCUGAAGGUCCACACGGGAGAGAGGCCGUUUGCAUGUACGCACUGUGAGAAGAGGUACUCGGAGAGGAGCUACCUCAGGUUACACCUGCAAAAAAUGCACACGGCCUGUGUAUAG
Molecule: messenger RNA, 956 nt
Organism: Salvelinus namaycush (lake trout)
Lineage: Eukaryota; Metazoa; Chordata; Actinopteri; Salmoniformes; Salmonidae
Product: gastrula zinc finger protein XlCGF49.1-like
Exons: 1
Coding region: 291-956 (221 amino acids)
Biological process (GO): regulation of transcription by RNA polymerase II
Molecular function (GO): RNA polymerase II cis-regulatory region sequence-specific DNA binding; DNA-binding transcription factor activity, RNA polymerase II-specific
Source: RefSeq, a predicted model, not a curated record